Molecule: messenger RNA, 1585 nt
Organism: Linum tenue
Lineage: Eukaryota; Viridiplantae; Streptophyta; Magnoliopsida; Malpighiales; Linaceae
Source: the annotation of a GenBank genome assembly
CAAACUCCACACAAAAAACAUGGCGACCACAACGUCGUUAAUCGACUAUGACAACCCCUCCACCCUUCUCAUCCUCUCUCUCGCAACCAUCAUCGCCCUCUUUUUCCUCCUCCGUCGGAGCCUCAAGAAGACGGCGGCGCCGUUUCCUCCCGGCCCCCGCGGCUACCCGCUCAUCGGCAACAUUCUGGACCUCGGCAACAUGCCCCACCGCACCCUGACCGCCAUGCGGGAGAAGUACGGCGACGUCGUCUGGCUCAAGUUCGGCGCCAAAAACACCAUGGCCGUCCUCUCCGCCAAGGCCGCCGCCGAGCUCUUCAAGAACCACGACAUCAACUUCAUGAACCGCAACCUCACCGAGACCACCAAGUCCCACGACUACCACCAGGGCUCCCUCGGCCUCUCCCCCUACGGCACCUACUGGCGCGUCCUCCGCCGCCUCGUCACCGUCGACAUGCUCGUCCUCCGGAAGAUCAACGACGGAGUCCCCGUCCGCCGCCGCAACGUCGACAAGUUGAUCGACUGGGUCCGUGACGAGUCCUCCCCCGCGGCAGGUGAUCAACAACCAGCGCCAGCGCGUGAGAUCCACUUGGCCCGACUCGUGUUCCUGACCACGUUCAACCUGCUGGGCAACCUGCUCAUGUCCAAGGACCUGGUGGGCUCGGACUCGAACGAUGCGGACACGUUCUUCGAGGCGAUGAUGAAGCUGAUGGAGUGGAGCGGGCACGCCAACGUGGCCGAUGUGUUCCCCUGGCUGCGAUGGCUUGACCCUCAGGGCUUGAGGAAGAAGAUGGACCGGGACCUUGGGAUCGCGCUAGGGGUUGCUUCCAAGUUCGUCAGGGAGAGGAUCACCCAAGGAGACAACAACGAGAAGGAAGGCGACAAGAAGGACUUCCUCGAUGUGAUGCUCGAGUUCCGAGGCAACGGGAAGGACGAGCCCGACCGAUUUACCGAGCACCAGAUCAACAUUUUCAUAUUGGAGAUCUUCCUGGCGGGAUCGGAGACGAGCAGCAGCACGAUCGAGUGGGCAAUGACGGAGCUCCUCCGCCACCCGGAGUCGAUGUCCAAACUGAAGUCCGAGCUGGACAAAGUGGUGGGACCCGACCGGAAAGUGGAGGAGUCCGACAUCGACGACCUCCCGUUCCUCCAAUCCGUCAUCAAGGAGACCUUCCGCCUCCACCCGCCGCUCCCCCUGCUGGUGCCGCGGCGCGUGGAGGAGGACGCGAUCUACAUGGGCUACCACGUGCCGAAGGGGACGCAGGUCCUGGUCAACGCGUGGGCGAUCGGGCGGGACGCGGAGGCCUGGGGGGACGACGCGUGGGGGUUCAAGCCGGAGCGGUUUUUGGGGUCCAAGGUGGACUUCAGGGGCCAGCAUCACCAGCUGAUCCCGUUCGGAGCCGGGCGCCGGGUCUGCGCCGGGUUGCUGCUGGCCCAUCGGAUGGUCCACCUGGUGUUGGGGACGUUGGUUCAUGAAUUCAACUGGGAGCUUACCGUUGACCCCAAGGAUCUUAACAUGGAUGAUCGGUUGGGGGUGACCAUGAGGAGAUUUGAGCCGUUGAUGGCCGUGGCAAGAGAAGUCAGGGGGUGA